AUGUCAGUGCAAGGCCGUGUCACCUUGAAGGACAACCAGGCAUUGGUAGUGUUGAAUGUCGCCACCAACAACAACCAAGCGGAGGAGAGGCCAAGGUCCGACUUGGAAGCGCUGCUGAACAGAGCUUUGCGACAGGAGGUGCCGGUGCACCCAACCCGGCUCCCACUCCUCCGCAAACACCUGGCGGCGAUGGUCUGCAACGUCCAGAAGGGGCUCCACUUGGACCCCGUGGGCUUGCACGGUGCCUGGAAUGCAGCUGCAGAACAAAGGCUGCUGGAGUGCUUGACAAAGCCAAAGAGGGUGGUGACUCCGAAGCCAGUCGUCCCAGCCAUUGCAGCACCUGCACCAGUCCUUCAACUUGAAGAUGGCAAGGUGUCCGGUUCCUCGUCUACUUCGGAUUCCUCCUAUUCGGAUUCCUCCUCUUCUACGUCCUCGGAGGAAGAGGCGAUGCCGGAGUAUGUUCCCAACCCAUCCUUGCCGCCGCCUCCAGAGUAUCCUUCUGACGAUGAGUACGGUAUGCCAAACCCUUCCUUGGGCCCACAGUCUGAAGUCCUCACGGAUGACGAGUACCUGGCGCCCCCAGCUCCAGCCGCCCCCUGCGAAGAGAGCCAUGAACGUCCAGCCAAGUGCCAGCGGUGCCAGGAACGGGAAGAAGAGUUUUGGUCUUUGGCUGAAUCCCACCAGCUCAUUGCGGAAUGGUUAGAGGCAGCUGAACAGGAGAAUGCUCGGUUGCGGGCCCAGAGGUGA
Molecule: messenger RNA, 747 nt
Organism: Cladocopium goreaui
Lineage: Eukaryota; Dinophyceae; Suessiales; Symbiodiniaceae
Source: the annotation of a GenBank genome assembly